AUGGAGAUGAGUUUGCGUCUGGCAUCGUCUUCAACCUCAAGCCCUGCUUUCCUAUGUAAUUCAGGGAAACAAGUCGCUUUCCCAAGUCGAAAUCAGAGAAUCCCUAAAAAAGCGAAUCCAUUUCGCGUUAGGUCUUCGAUGAGCUUGUCUGGACCCAGACAAACCUUAUCUAGUAACUGGGAUGUGUCUAGUUUCUCCGUUGAAUCUGUUGCUCAAUCGCCUUCGCGCCUACCCAGUUUCGAGGAACUCGAUACCACAAACAUGCUGCUCCGUCGGAGAAUCGUCUUUCUCGGUUCUCAGGUCGAUGAUAUGACAGCAGAUUUAGUCAUAAGUCAGCUCUUGUUACUAGAUGCUGAGGACUCAGAGAAAGACAUCACGCUGUUUAUCAAUUCACCCGGUGGAUCUAUUACUGCUGGGAUGGGAAUAUAUGAUGCGAUGAAACAAUGCAAGGCGGAUGUGUCGACCGUUUGCUUAGGGCUAGCCGCAUCUAUGGGCGCGUUUCUCCUUGCUUCUGGUUCAAAAGGGAAACGGUAUUGCAUGCCUAAUUCUAAAGUUAUGAUCCAUCAGCCACUUGGUACCGCUGGAGGCAAAGCAACAGAAAUGGGUAUACGCAUACGAGAGAUGAUGUACCACAAGAUUAAACUUAACAAAAUCUUCUCUAGAAUCACCGGGAAGCCCGAAUCACAGAUUGAAGAUGACACAGACCGUGAUAAUUUCUUGAAUCCGUGGGAAGCGAAAGAAUAUGGUUUGAUAGACGCUGUAAUUGAUGAUGGCAAACCGGGACUAAUCGCACCAAUUGGAGAUGGUACUCCUCCGCCUAAAACCAAAGUAUGGGAUCUUUGGAAAGUUGAAGGAACCAAGAACGAUAAUAAGAAUUUGCCGAACGAGCACUCGAUGAUACAGAAUGGAAACGCCGCUCCCGAAUAG
Arabis nemorensis is the source of this 927-nucleotide messenger RNA. NCBI's taxonomy places the organism in Eukaryota, Viridiplantae, Streptophyta, Magnoliopsida, Brassicales, Brassicaceae. The record is from the annotation of a GenBank genome assembly.